UUAGGUCUCUAUCCAUUUUCCUGUUACUGCCGUCUUCUUGUCGAGUGGAGAACGUGUCAGUUUGAUCAUUUGCUCUACGGCUUGGCAUUUUGAGAGGGCCUCAUGGGAAUUUCGCUCAGUUUGUGACUUCGUUAUUAAAGUCCUGUUCAUACGUUGUCCCUCAUGCUUCUUACUUCUUGACGUCACAGCAUUUCUUUUAGCUUUUGUUGUUGAAGCAUUUUGAUAGGGGAUCGGAUUUGAGGAAUCUUUCGUGUGUAUGCUUUCAGUUAAUAUCGGAUUGAAAGGUAGUUUUGCGUCUGAAUCAGUGGGUGCGUUAAGACCCUCAAUAAUUCUGCGAUAGUCUGUAGUUUUGGCUGGCCGAAGGGGUUUGAGUUUGGAGAGAAAGAGGAACAAGAGGAGGAGGAAGGUAUGGAUAUAACAGAAAUUUCAAUAUUGCAUCAUGCGUGCAUUGUGCUUCUGGGGCUUUGGUUGCUAUCUGCCUUCAACUGUUGCCACCCCGUUGCUUAUUUUGGAGCACUGAUCUAUCUCUACCUGGUUCAUGAACGUUAUGUCACGAGACUGCGGAGGAAGUUACAAUUUGAGGAGAGGAAACAAGCUAAUCAAAGAAGGGUGCUUUCUGAUUCUGAAUCAGUGAGGUGGUUGAACCAUGCAGUUGAAAACAUAUGGCCCAUAUGCAUGGAACAAAUUGUUUCUCAGAAGAUUUUGCUCCCAAUCGUACCUUGGUUCUUGGAGAAGUACAAGCCUUGGACUGCUAAAAAAGCUAUGGUUCAGCACCUGUACCUGGGGAGAAACCCCCCUUUAUUCACUGACAUGAGGGUGCUUCGUCAAAAUAACGAUGACCACUUGGUUCUGGAAUUAGGAAUGAAUUUUCUUACGGCUGAUGAUAUGAGUGCAAUAAUAGCCGUAAAACUGAGGAAAAGAUUAGGCUUUGGGAUGUGGGCAAAGCUGCACAUAACGGGUAUGCAUGUUGAAGGGAAGGUUUUGGUUGGGGUAAGAUUUCGCCAAACAUGGCCUUUCCUCAGUCGUUUGCGUGUGUGCUUUGUUGAACCUCCAUACUUCCAAAUGACUGUUAAGCCUAUAUUUACUCAUGGCCUUGAUGUGACAGAAGUUCCUGGGAUUGCUGGAUGGCUAGAUAAGCUUUUGUCCAUCGCAUUUGAACAGACUCUUGUUGAGCCUAAUAUGCUGGUUGUUGAUGUUGAGAAAUUUGCUUCACCCCAGCCAGAGCCUUGGUUCUCCAUCAAUGAGAAGGAGCCUGUCGCCUAUGCCUAUGUAGAAGUUGUUGAAGGAUCUGACAUGAAGCCAUCAGAUCUAAACGGGUUAGCAGAUCCAUAUGUAAAAGGUCAUUCAGGUGGCUACAGAUUCAGGACAAAGAUACAAAAGAAAACACUUAAUCCAAAAUGGCUAGAAGAAUUUAAAAUUCCCAUUGUAACGUGGGAGUGUGCUAAUGUGUUGGCUAUUGAAGUUUGUGACAAGGACCACUUCUAUGAUGAUAACCUCGGAAGCUGUUCUGUCAACCUCGGUGAUUUGAGGGAUGGCCAGAGGCAUGAUAUGUGGUUACCUCUUCAGAAUAUUAAAACGGGGAGGUUGCACCUGGCUAUAACUAUUCUUGAAGACAAUGCAAAGGAGGUUGAUAAAACAUGUAACAAGGAAGCAAUGGAUGCUGAACAAGAAAGGAAUUCCUUUGCAAAUGAGGCUUACAAUAAAAGUUCAUUCUCAUCUGUUUCGUCAGAAAAAUCCCAAAAAGUUGCAGAUAACUAUGAGCCUAUAGAUGUUGAAGGGCAAAAGGAGACCGGAAUUUGGGUUCAUCAACCAGGUAGUGAAGUGUCCCAAACAUGGGAACCUAGAAAAGGGAGGAGCCGACGCCUUGAUACUGAAAUUCACAGGGAGCCUAAUGAUUUAUGUGGAAGUUUUAACUCAGCAGCAUCUGGAUCCUCGAACAAUGACUGCAGCAGUCAUGAUGAUAACCCAGAGGAUAAGCACAGAAUAAAAUCAAUUAUGAAUGGACUGCACAAGAUUGGGUCAGUAUUUCGAAGGGGCCCAAAGAAUGAGCCUCCAACACCGACAUCAGCACGUAGUGUUGGAGAGGCUGUUCCACCUCCACACGCAAACAUUUCAGCCGAGAAUGCCAAAAAGAUUGGUGUGCACUUUGUUAUGGAGGAUAACAUUUCUGAGUUUGCCUCUGGUAAGGUUCAGAUAGAAGGAACAUCCCCUGAAAGCAAUGGUUCAGAGAGCGCAGGCAAGGGAAAUGCCAAAGACAAGGCAAAAAAUGUGCUGAAGCAUGCAGCAGGGAAAUCAGCUCGUGGCCUAAAGCAUGUGCUUUCCCAUAAAUCAAGAAAAUCUCAGGUUGACUCACCAGGGGUUCAAGAAACAAGAAUCCUAGAAGAAUCUGACUCUUCCGAUGAUGACUCUCUUUCAGUUCAAUCACCCAGCGAUGGAAGAAUUCCCGUUGCUUCCAAGGUCAUUGUUUCUUUCAACAAUGACCCUUUCAAUUCCAGUGAGAAUGUGGUUCAGACACGUUCACCUGACGCCACUUUGGGCAAUGAAGUUCUGACCAAGGAGCCAGAUGUUGAAGAAGAGUCUGCAAAGCAUGGCAGCCCUGACAAAUCUUCAAAAGAUUAUGUUGAAACAAAGCAUGACAGUGUGAGUGGUGGGACGGAACAGAUAUGAAAUCAAUGUCUUAGCCAUUGUAUGUAUCUUGCCCAUAAUAUCUUAGCUUUGUUGAUUUCCCUGUUUGUACAGUCAUCCCAGUGGAUGCUUUGAAGAGUACUGGAGAAUCUAGGUUAUGGUUGUAAUUAGCCUUUUAUACAAGAAUUUUGAGUGGGUUUGGGUUUUGCAACAGUCAAAUAGGUUUUGUCAAAAUACUUGCUAGCUGUUGCUUAGGCUGCCGGAGAAAGUUGAGUUCGUCCGUCAAGUGAAACUGUGAAAGUUUGAAAGCGUGUAAAGAACUUAAACAGGAUUAAGGAAUAAAACGUAUACAAAAUGAUUAUUCCCUUAUUGUUAUUAGAAUAACAUAGCAAGGGAAUAAGUUUGAAAUGAUCCAA
Neltuma alba is the source of this 3041-nucleotide messenger RNA. Its product is annotated as C2 domain-containing protein At1g53590. The record is from RefSeq and is a predicted model, not a curated record. NCBI's taxonomy places the organism in Eukaryota, Viridiplantae, Streptophyta, Magnoliopsida, Fabales, Fabaceae. The transcript is spliced from 12 exons. Gene Ontology annotation, molecular function: lipid binding. Bases 409 to 2667 code for a protein of 752 amino acids.